UGAAAGAAAGAAAGAAAGAAAAGAAAGUAAAAGAAAAAGAAGAAGCAAAUAUGAAAGAAAUUUCGAAAUUUUCAUCUCAACGCUACAGUAUUGUAAAUUCUGAUGAUUGUGAUUAUAAUGAUAGUAAGUCUCAAAAUCAACAGCAGCAGCAGCACCAACAGCAACAGCAAUUGCAACAACAACAAAAUGUGGCAUCAAACAAUGAGACAAAGAAAAGCUUAAAAAAUAAUUGCCGUUCUGUUGGCUGCUCUGAUGUCUUGAACUCAUUUUUCCAUCAACGAAGACAAAAUAAACGAGCGCGACCGCCAAAACGUUCAUUUCUGCUUUUAGUUCUUGGCAUUCUAGCAAUAUGUAUCGCGAUUUUAUGUAAAAUUGUUCAUCCUUACGAUAUGAUCUUCAAUUGGAAACUAAUUAUGAGAGAGAACAAUGAAAUGUUUGACUUGUGGGCAAAGCCACCAAUUGAUCUAUAUAUUAAAAUUUAUCUGUUUAAUAUAACAAAUGCCGAAGCUUUUCUCGCGGGACGCGAGAAGAUGAAUGUUCAACAAGUGGGUCCCUAUGUAUACAGAGAACUAUUUACCCAUGAGAAUGUUACAUUCAAUGCAAAUGAUACCAUGUCUGCGUUACCACGUCAUCCACUCGUUUGGCAAGAACAUUUAUCUGAAGGCAAUAAGGAAGAUGAUCCAGUUGUUAUGUUAAACAUAGCAAUGUUGGCAAUCUCUCACUUAACUGCUGAUCGAAAUAUUAUCGUACGUUUAUCGUUGAAUUCAUUAUUUAGUACCCUAAAGUCUGAACCUAUUGUACGUAUGACAGCCAAAGAAUUCAUGUUUGGCUAUAAUACAAAAUUAAUCUCAUUGGGUAAUACAUUUUUGCCGAAUUGGAUCUAUUUCGAUAAAGUCGGUAUUAUUGAUCGGAUGUACGAUUUCGAUAGUGAUUAUGAAACAUUUUACACGGGAAGAAGUGAUCCCAGUCUUUCGGGUUUAUAUGCUACCUAUAGAGGUAAUACAGAUUUGCCAAAUUGGCCGGAAAAACAUUGCAGUAACAUUGAAAUGGCUUCAGACGGCAGUAAAUUUCGUAGUUUUAUUAAACCAAACGAUACGUUAAAAUUCUUUCGCAAGAGUAUGUGUCGUCCUAUUCAUUUGGUAAGGGCCGAUACAGAUAUUGUAAAUAAACGCGGUUUAAAAGGCUAUCGCUAUCGUUUUGAAGAUAAUGCUUUCGAUAAUGGUCGUUAUAAUGUUGAAAAUAAAUGCUUCUGCCGUAAAGGUAAUUCUUUACAGCAAUCGGGCUUACCGUUAUCAUUAACUGCUAAAGUACAAAUAAAUUUACAUUUCAAAAAUAUGCGAGCCUUUCGUCAAUUGCAGGCAUUUAGCUAUCAAACCAUACCCACUCUAUGGUUCGACAUUACAAUGCCGCAAUUGCCCGAUGAAAUGAAUUUGCUAUUCAGCAUGUAUUUGAAUGUUUUACCUUAUGCUGAACCUAUUAUAUUUUGGAGUUGCUCGAUCAUUGGUUUUACGUUAGUAUUCUAUGCCAUUACACGUGCCACGUUACGCAUGUCCAAUUUGGGUCAUUCAACGCAUAUCUCCGAUGGUAAUCGAUAUGGUAAAGCGAAUCUAUUGAAUUCGCAAAAUGGCGUUUACAAGUCAUGCGAAUUGAAACAAAUCGAAGGUAAAGAAAAAUCACGACUUUUACCAGGCGAAACCUACGCUCGUAGCAAUGUUAACGAAGAGUAUUGUGAGAAAGAAGAAAGCAAUAGAGCAAGAUCGUAUAUUUUGGAUUUAGAACCGACCGCCUUGUCGGCCUCGGAUUGCGGAAGCAAUACCGGCAGUUCGAGCAAUGAUGAGGGUAAUGAUAGCGACACCGCUACGAUGACCAUAAGUCGAAAUUCUUCAUCGUCCAGUUGCAUGGGAAUGCAAAUUUCAAACAAGAGCAACGACCACAAUAACGACGAUGUAGAAAAACAGACAAUUAUUAGCUUCACCAGUAGCAGCGGUUAUGAUACUUCAAUAACAGAAUCUUAAGAUUACAUAGUUCACGCGAAAGACAAGUCUUAAAGGGAAAGCUUUACAUGAUGAUAAUGAUGUUGAUGAUUAUUAUUAAUUGAAUUAAUUAAACGGCAAAUGGUGAUUAAAUUAAGUUAAUAACAUACGUUGUUAAGACAAAAAUCAAAAUACUGUGAUACUGUGUUAAUUAAAACUCAGCAGCAACGUUGAUCGGGCUCCAAGUAACAAACGAAAAAAAAAAAACAAAAAAA
Molecule: messenger RNA, 2248 nt
Organism: Glossina fuscipes
Lineage: Eukaryota; Metazoa; Arthropoda; Insecta; Diptera; Glossinidae
Product: scavenger receptor class B member 1
Exons: 10
Coding region: 51-2015 (654 amino acids)
Cellular component (GO): membrane; cytoplasm
Molecular function (GO): scavenger receptor activity
Source: RefSeq, a predicted model, not a curated record